Molecule: messenger RNA, 2024 nt
Organism: Sorghum bicolor (sorghum)
Lineage: Eukaryota; Viridiplantae; Streptophyta; Magnoliopsida; Poales; Poaceae
Exons: 5
Coding region: 166-1395 (409 amino acids)
Source: RefSeq, a predicted model, not a curated record
CUGUUUUUCUGUCUCGAAUCGGGAAGCCGCCGCAUCGCCUCUCGAGAAUCGGGAAGCCGCCGCAUCGCCGGAGCGCCGCUAUUGCACGCGUCUUGCCGCCUUCCCCUCCGCUCUUCUCGACGGUCGGCGGCCAGCCGGCAGCUGCCUACUUCUCCGUAGGUCGCCAUGGCAGCGGUCAUGUCUGCCGCCGCCUCCCCCCUCAAGUGGGUGACGCUGGAGCGCUUCGUCUUCCGCAUGGAUGAGGCCUUCCCGGACGAGAACAAGUUGCCCAUCAGGGCUUCCGGCAUCACCUGGUGGGAGGCACCCUUCGACGUCGCCUUCGAGCUCGCCGAGCCCCCGGCGAUCUCCCGCCUCUACGCGCGGCUGCCGGGCUUUCCGGAUCCCUUAAAACAGGUGCCCUUAGCCAUCCUGGCGAGCCACCAACAUCUCGUCCUGUUUCGCGUCUGUAUCGAGGACGAUACAUUUGAUUUGCGGCAGGAGCUCUUCAUCUACAGCGCCUCAGAUGCCGACGACCCUUCCAAACUCAAAGCACUGCCCGCUUGUAACUUGCCGGACAAGCCGUUAGUGGAUUAUUCCAUCGCGCCCAUCCGCGAUGGUCGCCGUGGCCGUCGCCGGCGCCGGCGCGCUGCUGCUGCUGCUGCUGCUCCUCCUCCUCCUCCUCCUCCUCCUAAGGAGCAGCGGCGGCGGCGUCUGAUGGCGGUCCGAUCCAUGGGCAUCUUGUGCCGAGACCAAGAGGAGUUCGUGGUAGCAGAACUACGACUUUUCAGGCCUGGCGGCACCAACUAUCUGCGCCGUGAUGUCUGUGCCGACAUCUUCUGGCUGCACCAACAAUCUAUACCCAGAUCUGGUGGCAUUUGCGGCGAAUGGAACUCCUGCCGCGUACCAAUCCGCAGCUUCUGCAAGAACCCUGACCCUGAUGAUAACUGGCAACUCUGCAUCUGGCAGACCGACACUGUCAUCCCUGUUGACCGCUGGCUGUGCUGGAUCGACUACUACCGUGGCAUCAUCUUCUGCGACGUGUUUGGAAAUCCCACCCCUACCGUCUCCUUCCUCCGCUUCCCUCUGGAUGAGUUUCCUAUCCGGGGCAAACCAUCCAGUUGGCUGUAUCGUGGCGCGUCUGACAUCGGUGGUGGAGAGCUCAAGUUCGUCGACGUUGCCCGCCAUGACGGCGUUGGCUAUGGGGCACUCAAAACCAGUGUUGGUGGCUUCACCAUCACCUGCCACACCCUCUCCUUAGAAUCCAUGGAGUGGGAGAAGGACUACACGAUCACCUCAAGGAGCUCUGGUCUGCAAACACCCCAAAGGACCUCCCACGCCACAUUCUCAUGUUCCCUCAGGUGGACAUCUACAGGCCACAUGUGGUGCACUUCCUUUGCUGUGACUAUGAGUACGUGAUGAUGAAGAUGUGGGUGGUCACCAUCAACAUGAGCACCAAGAUCGUGGAGUCAUGUUCUCAGUAUCUCAAUGGGUUUGCGGACCUUGACACUGAUAAGAUUGAGUUGACCCAAGUAAAGUCCGCAUGUCCCUUGCCCUUCCUCCCCUCCGAGUUCUCCAAGUUCCUCUCAAGACCCUGGGCGCCUGCCCCACGGAUGAUUACUAGACGUUUCGUUGCACCACCCUCUGCAGCAAGCUUCAUGACACGCGGUCUGGUAGAGGUCCUGUGAUUUGCCCAGGCACGAUUCAAGAGCUUGGUAUGCCACAGAUUUCAUGGGAGAAGAUUCAAGAGCUUGGUAUGCCACAUAUUGCAUGGGAGAAGGAUAUGGAUCGAGUCAUGUCUGCCUGCAUCACUUUCCUGCUAGCCUUGCCAACUCAUUUGGACAUGCCUUCCUGCCAACCAUUUUGCUUUCUUCUUCUGUAUAUCCGAUGGUUCCACAGGAAAGGCUUCUCGUGUUUCUCAAUAAAAUUUAAGGACCUAUUUCGUGUUGUGGACUAGGAAGGGAUCGUAUUUACUAUUUUUACGCUGUAUAUAUAAAUCGAUAAGACAUCAAGUUUGCGGCAUGUUCCGUGGGUUUUGUUAAAAAAUA